AUUUAUUCUGCCGGGAAACUUCAUACGUACGCCAUUCUACGAAUGAAUAACAUUGUCAUCGCAUGCAUCAAACGUAAUACACAAGGGAUCAAAUUCAGUGGUUGAUUCACAUAGCAACGAACAUAGUAACACGUAACUAGCCAUGCUUGAUGAGAAAGAAGAUUAUACAAAUACAAUUAAAAUUCGUGGAUAUUAAAGUUAUUUAAAUAGAGAAAUUAUAUAAAAAUGUCUCAACAUUGGCAUGGUCAUUGGACAGAAGAUGCAUUUGCUCCGAAAAGAUUGCAAAAUUGGCAAGUUCCCAAAUGGUAUCCCAGCUGGCCAGACAGGCAUUGUGUCACUACGAAAUUUAUUGCGGAUGAUAAUGGACGUAUACUAGACGACGCUAAAAGAGUCCAACAUUCGCCGUGGGGUACAUUUAAAGGCACAUGGGAUUUGCCAAAGAAAAUUACUAGAAGCAUUGCCACAGAAUUAUCAAUGUCUUCUCAAUACAAGAGAAAUUCCUGGGAAUUGCACAAGAAGAAACACCAGAAUUUAUGUGAGAAGAUAAAACAUGCGAGCAAGGAUGGAAACGAGAUAGCAGCAAAGAAAAGCAUACACAUGCAAACGAUGUAGACAUGUCAAUCUCAUACCCUGUAAGUCGAAAGAGAUGCAUGUUUGCUCGAUGAUAUUGUUUCAUAGCUGGACUCCAGGGGUAAACUUCGUUCAUUGUA
This is a messenger RNA of Vollenhovia emeryi, 710 nucleotides long. Its product is annotated as protein Flattop. Gene Ontology annotation, cellular component: ciliary basal body. The coding region runs from base 226 to 612 and encodes 128 amino acids. NCBI's taxonomy places the organism in Eukaryota, Metazoa, Arthropoda, Insecta, Hymenoptera, Formicidae. The record is from RefSeq and is a predicted model, not a curated record. The transcript has 4 exons. Gene Ontology annotation, biological process: cilium organization.